This is a messenger RNA of Paraglomus occultum, 123 nucleotides long. The record is from the annotation of a GenBank genome assembly. NCBI's taxonomy places the organism in Eukaryota, Fungi, Glomeromycota, Glomeromycetes, Paraglomerales, Paraglomeraceae.
GCCAGAAAAUACCAACCGCCGAGCUUAAGAUUUAGAAGAGUACGCCGAACUAGAUAUACCAGUAGUGGAACGCACAAGCGAUGGAAUAACGCAAACUUGACAGAUGUCGACCAGGACAUUGCU